Molecule: messenger RNA, 660 nt
Organism: Rotaria socialis
Lineage: Eukaryota; Metazoa; Rotifera; Eurotatoria; Philodinida; Philodinidae
Source: the annotation of a GenBank genome assembly
AUGUCCGAGUACAAAUUAUGUGUUUUUGGAUCCGGUGGUGUUGGUAAAUCAUGUCUCACUAUGCAAUUUGUUCAAGGUAUUUUCAUGUCAAAAUAUGAUCCAACUAUCGAAGAUGUUUAUAAAAAAACUGUUGAAAUUGACGGAAGACAAUAUUCAUUAGAAAUUCUUGAUACUGCUGGAACAGAAGAUUUUUCAGCGAUGAGAGACUUAUAUGUAAAAAACAGUCAUGGAUUUGUUCUUGUCUAUUCAAUAACAUCUCAAGCAACAUUCAAUGAUUUAGAUGAGUUCUAUAAUCGAAUCGUACAAAUAAAAGACAUUGAACUCCAUGGUCCACCACCAUUGGUUCUUGUUGGAAAUAAGAAUGACUUAGACGAAGAACGCGUUGUUCAACGGCAAGUUGGACAAGAAUUAGCAAGAAGAUGGAAAUGCACGUUUCUUGAGGCAUCAGCUAAACAUCAACUAAAUGUUAAUGAAAUCUUCUAUGAUCUUGUUCGACAGAUAAAUAAAGCAGCCAAUAAACCAGGUGGUCGUCAUCACCGAGACCCUACAGGAGGAUAUAAACCAACACGACCAGCACGGCCAGUUAACCCUAAUCCACACGUUAAUCCCCCACAAGGUGGAAAAAGAGGACACAAAAAGGAAAAAUGUAUUUUACUCUGA